GUUCUCUACCACAAAAUCGAAUAUGGCGGAAGUAGAGGAGAAGCAUGGAAAUAAUGCGCAAGAAACGAACAAAAAUGAUGUGGUUAAAGAAGAAAUUACUGAAACAAUAGAGGAAUCUGGUAAAAUCAUUAAAAAAGUGAAAAAAAUCGUGAAGCGUAAGAAACGACCGGCGCGUAAACAAAUUGAAGAGAGACCAGAAUUUGAAAUGGAAGCACCUCAACAAGGUCAAGUGUAUAAUAUUUGGUAUAAUAAAUGGAGUGGUGGAAAUCGUGAAGACCCUUUGAAAAGCCAAGUGAAAUCCGACACAAGAUGUAACAUUGAGCAGGAUUCUGGAUACACAAAGGCGGACAAAAUUCCUGGGUCUUAUUUUUGUCUUUAUUUUGCCAGAGGAAUGUGUUCGGAAGGAUCUAAAUGUGAAUAUUUGCAUCGUUUGCCCAAUGAAACUGAUUUCUUCAAUGCUAACGUAGAUUGUUUUGGAAGAGAAAAGCAUGCCGACUAUCGAGAUGACAUGGGUGGUGUUGGUUCUUUUUUACGCCAAAAUCACACUCUUUACAUUGGUGGCAUUCAACCAACAGACGAUAUUGAAGAGGUUGUGGCCCGGCAUUUUGCCGAAUGGGGGGACAUCGAGCGCAUACGAGUUUUGAAUUCUCGAGGAAUCGCUUUCGUCACAUAUGUAAAUGAAGCCAAUGCCCAAUUCGCUAAAGAAGCAAUGGCCCAUCAAUCUCUUGACAAUGACGAGUGUCUUAAUUGUCGAUGGGCAACAUUAGAUCCUAACCCAGCAUCACAAGCACGAAAUCAAAGACGUUUAGAAGAACGAGCAGCCGACGUCGUGAAGAAGUUAUUACCCAAGGAGUUUUUAGAGGAUUUGCAGGAAUCAAAGACCGGAAAAGGAAAUCAAAAAAAGCGGAAAUUGGAGCUAGAAUUUGGACUUGAGGGUUAUGUACCUUCUGAUGAUUUACUUUAUGCUGACGGAUCUUCUUCCAUCCGAAAUCAAAAAUCAAUUGAAGCAUCCACUCAGCAUAACCAACAGAAAGAGGCUUCCCAGGAGAAUGCUGAUCAAGUAGAGCAAAGUUCCACUUCGUCCAACAAAUUCCUUGAUCCUGACGUUUUGAACGAUCUUCGCAGAGUAUCCCAGCCCUCGCAACAAAAGAGUCCAGCACUGGUUGUUGGAUAUGAUAGCGAUGAAGAUUAAUGACUUUAUUUCUUUUUUGUAUAAUAAAUGUUUCACUUUUAUUUGUUUUUCUUUUCAGUUGUUGGUCGCUAUGUCUAAAACUCUCCAUGUGUUUUUUUUGGAUCAUCGACUCUAGUAGCUAACUACGUGUUUUUUUUUUUGUUCUUCCAAUUUUACAGACCUACUAUUGCAUAACUUCAUUACAACAAUCUUGUUUUCUACCAUAAUGAAUCUACGAAUCUACGAUGCCACAAUUGCUAUAGACAAGAAGGGAAUCGAGAAAGAAUUUUUUUACUAGCGACACAGACCAUAAACCUUAGUAGAAAGUGGUGGGACGGUGAGGAGCAAAAACCUUCUUGCCAGCCAAGCCGAGAGUACCAGUACGACGGUGAGGGAGAGGGAACUUCAACUUAGGAUCAAGAAGUUGCUUAACGUAGCUGCGGCGGACAUCCUCCUUGUUCUCAACAGUGACAACCUUGAGGAUACGGAUGCUGCGGAAACGAGCACGGUGACGAGCAGCCAUGUCUUGGUACAUACCCUCGACAGCGCCGACACGGGUGGUGUCGCGGAACUCCUUGUACAUGUUGUGAGUACCGGAGCGAGAGUCGUAACGGAUCCAGAUACCGAAAACCUUGGGUUGAAGGGGCUUAGGCUCGUGGAUUUGGUUAAUGGCAACAAUUUCACCAGUGGCCUUCUUGACCUUGUUGAUCAUCUUUAAGAAGUACCAGUAACGGGACUUGGCAACAGAUUCAUUAGGGGCGAACAAACGCAUGCGGAACAGCUUGGGUACAGGUUCCUGUUCAGUUGGAACCUUGCGGCCAACAACUUGAUACUCCUUCAGUGCCAUUCUUGCUGACUCUGGCUAUGGACAAGUUUUGUGCUGCCAAGUUUGAAUCUUCUUACCCAAUGUUUGUGACUGCUUUUUUGGUGAAACAGAAAUGUUAUUGUAUAUACGGUACAGUGCCUUGCUGUAUAUACCGUACUUGGCUGUAACGCGUUAUAUAACCAUCAAAAUUGUACAACAAAACAAAUCGGGUAGCAAAAUUCACAUUUGGAAAGGUCAACCGGAUCCCUUCCUAUUGGAUUCGCUAUUGUUUGCAUAAAAGAUUACUAUAAAUAGAAAUGAAUAGAAAGUGAAAUACUUAAAAAAAGAAACAAAAAAGGAGGAG
Messenger RNA from Schizosaccharomyces cryophilus OY26, 2340 nucleotides. Its product is annotated as RNA-binding protein Cwf2. The transcript is spliced from 3 exons. The record is from RefSeq and is a predicted model, not a curated record. The coding region runs from base 23 to 1192 and encodes 389 amino acids. Gene Ontology annotation, molecular function: U6 snRNA binding; pre-mRNA binding; metal ion binding. Lineage: Eukaryota; Fungi; Ascomycota; Schizosaccharomycetes; Schizosaccharomycetales; Schizosaccharomycetaceae. Gene Ontology annotation, cellular component: Prp19 complex; U2-type catalytic step 1 spliceosome; U2-type catalytic step 2 spliceosome.